GUCACUGUGUCAGUCAGUCGAAUUGUGUGUGUUGCUACGGUCGGUCGUUAGUUCGGUUGGUUAUUGUUGUAAGUAAUCAAAUUGUUGUACCGUAUUUGGUAUUUGUCUUGAUUCUCAUCCAUAUCAACGUUUAAAUCAAAUAACAACCACAGGGUACUAUAACGAUAAUGGUGCAGAAAAAUGGACUCUACAGACAUGUUUGAGAAUCAGCCUCCUGUGGAGAUACAUGAACGACUACUUCACAGUGCUCGCAAUGGAGACCUGUCGGAACUACAGAGACUGCUGCAGGCUCGAUCAGAGGGCGAGAUCGAACUUGACGUCAGCUGCAAAGGUAAAAGUAAAAGCAAUUUGGGUUGGACUCCCCUUCACUUAGCGUCGUAUUUUGGCCACAAGGAAGUCGUGGAGCUGUUAUUGGACCAUGGAGCGGACAUCAACGCUGUCAACGAUACCGGUGACACACCACUGCACAAGGCUUCCUUCAUCGGCCGAGAGGACCUGGUGCUGAUGUUGUUGGAGAGGAAUGCUGAUGUCAAUAUCCACAAUGGAGAAGGACUAAUGGCAAGGGAGGUAUGUAAGGAUCAGGAGGCAGCCAAGCUGCUGUGGGCGGCCGAGCGAACUGAGGUCAAACGCAAGGAGGAUGCAUUACUGGCAGCAGCUCGAGAUGGCCACAUAGAGAUCCUCAGUCAGAUGUUGAAAGACGAGAGACCGCCCAAUAUUAACUGUGUAGAUGCCCAAGGAAACACGUGCCUUCAUUGUGCAGCUUAUAGGGGACACAAGGAAGCAGCAGUAUUAUUGUUGCAGAACGGCAUAGACACCACCAUCAAGAAUAUCAGAGGACAGACAGCCCUGGAUCUGGCGAAGGAUGCGCAGAUGCAACAAGUGUUGUGUGUGAAGCCAGUCCGUCAACUGCAGAAAACCGCAACCAGAUUCGAUGGACAACUGUUGAGACGUUCUCGGUUCUUGGGCUGGAAACCAUUGUGGGCUGUGCUGGAAAGGGGAGUAUUGACAUAUUACAACAGCCGAGCAGAUGCCUUAACCGGAGUAAAACGAAAAGACUUCAAGUACCUGGACGGAGCGCAAGGGGUUCCUUCAGACCUAGCGCUCUCCGCCUUCACCAUCCUCUUCUCAGACGGCACCAUCCACCGACUGAGCGUGCCCAUCACUGGGGAGGACAUCACGGGCGAAGUCGCAAGAAUGAAGUGGCUGUCAGCGCUCAAUGAACACGUGGCGUACAGCUCCCACUACCUGAACCAGGGUAAUUUGGUACUGGACAGUGACGAUGAAGAAGCAAACAUUAAACCUCUCGGUUCCAUGCAGGAUGCCCUGCAGACGGCUGCUGCAAGAUAUCAGCUAGUAGACGCCAGACUACAGGAGGCGUUGUCGAUGAUGGAGGGUCAGAAGUCUGAGAGCCAGGCAAUAGAUCUACACCAGGCUGUCAAGAAGCUGGAGAGUGUGACGGAGGUGGCGGCCAACAUGCUGACAUCGUUGAGCCACUGCCUGACCCUGAUCACACAGCAGGAAGAGCUACGGGUGCUGCAGCUACGCCAGGAGAGGGACAAGUGCCGUGUGCUAGAGGAGGCGCUGGGCAUGUUGGCGCGAGAGCACCACGAGCUGGAGCAGUCCAUUGCGUCGCACAUCUCGCCGUCCCCGCCAUCGCGCAGCCUCAGCUUUAAUAGUAUAAGAGUCCGAAGCCCUCGUUACUAUGAGACUUCAGAUGAUGAAUUUUAUGAUGCUUUUGAAGCAGACUCGGAUACAGAGACACUGGUCACGGCUGGCGGACCUGGCUCUGACAGUGAUACGCUGGUCAGCUUCCCUUCGCCCACAUCAUCUGUAGCCACGCUCAUCUCCGUCCACUCAUUCCGCUCGGCCCGCGAGUGCCACGCACAUAACGCCCAGCGCAUCGCCGCGAGACGAAGCCUGCCAAUGCCUAUGUUUAGUCGCAAUGAUUUCAGCCUGUGGUCUGUACUGAAGACAAGCAUCGGGAAGGAACUUAGCAACAUCGCAAUGCCUGUGGUCUUCAACGAGCCAUUGAGCUUCCUCCAGCGCAUGGUCGAGUACAUGGAGUAUGCGCACUUACUGCGAUACGCGGCUGAGCAGGGUGAUCCUCUUGCACGCAUGCAGUAUGUUGCUGCAUUUGCUGUGAGUGCUUUGGCAUCGAAUUGGGAACGACUGGGUAAGCCUUUCAACCCACUGCUCGGCGAAACGUUUGAGCUGGAGAGGCCAGAAUUCAGAGUGGUGUGUGAGCAGGUCAGCCAUCAUCCUCCUGUCUCAGCCUUCCAUGCCGAUAGUGAGCACUUUAUCUUCCAUGGCUCAAUUCAUCCUAAGCUCAAAUUUUGGGGGAAAAGUGUUGAGAUCCAACCCAAAGGUGUAGUCACAGUUGAAUUACCCAAAUGGGGCGAAGCCUACACAUGGACAAAUGUCAAUUGUUGUGUUCACAAUGUGAUUGUCGGCAAGCUGUGGAUAGAGCAAUACGGGACUAUGGAGAUUAUUAAUCAUAGUACAGGCCAUAGAGCAGUGUUGACAUUUAAGCCAGCUGGCUGGUUCUCAAAAGAUCUUCACCGUGUAGAAGGAUUCAUAAUGGAUAAACAGAAGAAGAAAUAUUACUUCAUCUACGGAAAGUGGACAGAGUUCAUCAAAGUCACUGAUUUUGCAUCAUAUGAAAUAUAUGCCAAAGAUAAUGCAGACAAGUUCAGGUCUGAUGGAAAAGCUCCCAACUUCUCAGACAGUCCUGCUCACACACCGAAAAAGGUCCUGGCCAAAUUGAACAGCUUCAAAAUGGGAUCUUUCAAAUCAAUGUCGAUGUCAGUGGCAGAGCCAGACGAGGGGUGUGAGGAUGGAGCAGAAGGGGGUGACAUACCCAAAUGUGACUCCACUUACUCGAUAGACAUUCCCAACUCCACUACCCUCUGGGAGUCCGAGCCACGGCCAGAGAACAGCUCAGAGUUCUACCAGUUCACAUUUUUCGCAAUGUCUUUAAAUGAAAUCGAGCCUGGAAUGGAAAGGAGACUAUGUCCAACAGAUUGCAGACUGCGACCUGAUAUUAGAAAGCUAGAGCAAGGGGAUCUAGAUGGAGCAGCAUCAGAGAAAACGAGAUUAGAAGAGAAACAAAGAGAAGCAAGGAAGGCCAGAAAAAACAAAAAAGGGCAGGAAUGGGUACCAAGGUGGUUCUGUCAGGGUGCCAACCCGUACACUGGUCAAGACGAUUGGCUUUACGCAGGCGGCUAUUGGGAUAGAAACUUCUCUAACUCACCGAGCAUAUUUUAACUCAGGCUUGACUUUCUAAAUAAUGCAAACAGUACAGCCAGAUAAUGUCUGUGUACGAGACGUAGCGUUUGACAACGGUCAGAUAAUGAGACAAUUCAAAUAGGAAUUGAAAAGUCUGCCAAUCUUCAAUUAUGGUUUAUAGUUGUACUUAAUUUGUUAAAGUCGUUAAUAGUUACCAUAUCAUGUUUAUUUGUAAGAGAAAAGAAGAGGCCAGCUUGUCUAACAUUGUAAGUAGCCUAAACAAUAAACAUUCGACAAUUACAAUUUAAUAAAUAAAACAUUUUCUUUUCAAUAGAUAAUAAAUAAAUUAUUCACAAAGAAACUAUAUAACUUUAUAUAAAGAAACUUCCUUAUUUGUGUUAAUUUAGCAUUUAAACAUAUCUUGACAAUGAGGUAAUGAACAACUUUGAACACUCUAUAAACGAUGUCUUUCUUUAAUAUUUUGUCAAUUAAAUUGGAAAUUAGAUUUGAGUAAUCAGUAAUUAAAUACAGUUGUAUAUGUUUAUCUAAUUGAUGUCUGAAUUCUAUAGCUAACUUCUGUUUUGAUUUACAUAUCAGAUCUGCAAUUGUUAUUUUUUUAAACCGCCAAAAAAUAGAUUUUCCUGAGUUAAAUCAUUUUGGGAGAAUUUAACGUUGUUGAGCUUCAAAGUUUACGUAACAAUAAUUUUAUAAGGGUAAAGAAUGUAAAAAUUAAAUUAUUUUUGCUGUAGGUGUUUAUGUGACAAUACAAUUAAUUUAGCCAUGUAGUAUUUUGUAAUGUUUAAUAUGACAUUGUUCUGUGCAGUUGUAUUCUAAUUAAUGUGUUUAGUACAAUGUUGUUAGACCAAUUAUGUGGUAGGUGUAGAAACGUGUAGUUAGACAAAAAUAACAUUGUUAUUUUAUUACUUGAAACACAUUUACCCUUGCUAUAAACUUCAAUAACUGUUACUUUUAUUGACUUUUAUAUAAUUUUAUGAUAUGACAACGUAAGUUAUUGUUCAUUCUAUGUAAAAUUGUCAGAUAAAAAAAACUUAUUUUAAUUGGAACAAUGAUUUAUGAUUCUUCAAUUAACAGCUCUUCUAGUAUCAUUGACUACAAAAAGACGAUAAUUAAUAAUAAUAAAGAAAUAAAUGCAUUGUUUUAAAUAACGUACUUAAACUGUUUUGAAACUUUAAACUCAAUAAUAAAUCAUUCAAAUAACCCAAAAGUAUGAGGCACUAUGAUUCUAUAUUUAUAACCAGCAAACAGUUCCAAAAUUUACUAUUUCUUUAUUUAUUAAAGAACAACUACAACUUUAUUAUAUAUUCUCAUUAUCGUUAAACAAAACCCAAUGUAUGGAACGUCUCUUUCCUUAUAUAAUUAUCACCAUAUAUUUUUCUUAAAUUUCCAAGUUUGUAUUAAUGCAACUUAAUAUUGUUCAAAGCCAAGCAAUUGCUUAACUGAUAGAAAUAUUCCUAAAAAAUAAAGUCUCCAGUAUCAAAAGACAUUGAGUGUGUAGUCCUUAACCAAUUGUGAAAGCUAUUAAAUCUAUCUCUUUUAAUCUUUAAACUAUUGAUUUGUAAUUACAAAUAAUUAUUUAAAAUAAGUUACGAUAGUUACCAUUUUAGUAUAUAUUUGUUUAACUGUAGAAACUAUCGCAAAUAGUCAGUUCUACGUUUGUUGUAUUACGUCAAAAUAGACGGACUGUAAUAGUUUAUUUACUUCCUGUAUGAGUUAAAUACACACAGUGUUGUAUAAAGUAGACAUAAUAUGUAUAUUGCUGAUAGUGUACAUGUUCUGUAAAUAUAAUACAAGAUACACAGAUCAAGGAUUGGUUGAACCGCAGAUAUUGUCAUUGAGUUGUUAACCGAGUACACGUUCCAUUGUAGCAUAUAGGAACUAUCCAAUACCUCGUAUACUUGUUUCACCUCCAGUCGCAAUCACGUAAGUGAAAUAAUAAUGUAUAAGUCAUUUAAAUAAGUAAAAAUGCUGAGUGACAUUAAUUUCAGUAGGUUUUACAAUUCGGAACUCAAUUAUAUUAGAUAAACUACACUGGAUGAAAGUGAUUAGCUAUUACACAAAGAAAUCGUAGUGAAACUUAAGAAACAGUUCAAAUUAUAUCUUUCAUGUAGCUCUAUCUAUGAAAGCUUCGAGCACUUUUUCACAGUGUGGUAAAGAAUUUACUGAACUGAGCGUUAUGCAGAGUUAUUGAAUUCAAUGCGGCAUCGUAAAACUAGAUAUUGGCUUUAUUUUAAAUCACUAUAUCACUGGAUUAGUAUAAAAUGGUAAUACAAUAAUAAAUGUAAUAUAAUUACAAAUAUGCACAGUUUUAAAAUUGUGAUAAAAUAUUUACCAGUACACAAAGUUCGGGAUGAAUAGCUUUGACAGGCAUCUGGCAGAAUGACGACCUCCUUUCUUUUGUGGAUUAUUAUUUAUUUUUAUUAAUGUUAUGCAGAUCACUAUUAGGUAAACACUGUGUGAAAAUAGCCAUAUUAGUUCCAAGAAACUAAAUGUUUUAUUUAUAAAAAAAUCAUAUAUCACACACAAACAUUAAAAAAUCAAUAUUUUGUGAAGUUUUUUUUAGAGAAUUUAUAAAAAUAAUUAUGAGGGAACUGAGUGUAAGGCACCAAGUUUAAAAUUAAAAAUGCUUAUUUGAUUGCCACGCUGCAACCAGGGGUGGUGUUCAUUAGGAAAACUAGGCAACCACCUAGGGCGGCUUUUCAUAAAUUACUUUACUUUCACAGAGCAAAAACAAUAAGCAAACAAUAAAAUAAACAUAUCAAAACAAACAGAAAAAGCGUGGCACAAAGAACUAAUCUAUGAUUAAGAAAUCUUAAUUUUUAGACUUAUGCAGCUGUGUCAUGAUUAUGAUCUAAGUUUUCUGGUUCACAUUGCGUUUAAAGCUAACAUAAUUAAAAUCUUAAGAUAUUUUAACCUCACUAUGGAGAUCCAUACUAUUGAAUGCAGAAUAUGUUCAACCAAAACCAUAUAAUGGAAUACUUGAGUGUUAUAAGCAGUUUCCUAAAUUCCAUAGUAUCAAACUGUCAGACGAACAAAAUAUUUUACUAAAUUUGAACAGGUGGUUAAUCAAAACUGAUUGGCUGAUCCUCCAAAUCAGAUUUUUUUUUAUCAUAUGACCUAAUUUUGAUCAAGCCUGAUUUAAUACUUUCGUAUGGGUUUGAUAGGUUCUCAUAGCGUAAACACAAUAGUUUUAUUUGGAACAAACAAAGCAAGGUUGAUAAGAUUUUAAUAUUCUUCUUCUGAAUUCAUACAUCUAAACAAUUUAUUGGUAAAACCAUUGCACUUUUCUUGGAAAGCUCAGGUUUGUUUGUGUGUGAUCAUUAACAGUUAGAAAUUAUCAAAAUAAUGGUAGAAUGCUCAUUUAUGAGUCACCACAUAAGGUUAGAAAAAUGGCCAACUUCAGCUUUUGACGAAGGAAAAAUUUCUUUCCAAAGGUAAUAUUAAAUAACAGUUUAGAUUACAUAGGUAAAUAAAAUCUGUACUCAAAAAUAAAAAAAACCUUUUAGAAAUACUUCAGAGUGUGUCAGUUUAAUAUUUUUACAUCCACCUAAAAUUAAACCGUUCAUGACUGAAAAUGUAAAAAGUAAAGGUACACUCUGACUCAAAAAUUAGAUUUAAAUUAAAAUACACCAGAACUUUUAUUCACUCCAAAAGCAAUAAAAAUUAAUCAAAUUCCACAUUUACAUUCAAUUGGUUUUCCUUAGUAUUGACUCACCUAAUGCUGAUAAAUUAUAAGUAGUGCUUAAUUUAUUGUAUAUUGCCAAACAUAGGAAUCGUGUACAAUACUGUAGCUAGUUUGAUAUUGUGAAGACGUCAGCAAUCAUUGUAUAAUACAAAUCCAGUGACACGUAGCACAGCUGUUGAAGCUUUCAUAUUGUAACAGUCUGAUACUUUCUGCAUUAAACUUAUUAUUUGAUGCGUU
Messenger RNA from Homalodisca vitripennis (glassy-winged sharpshooter), 7165 nucleotides. RefSeq names its product oxysterol-binding protein-related protein 1-like. NCBI's taxonomy places the organism in Eukaryota, Metazoa, Arthropoda, Insecta, Hemiptera, Cicadellidae. Gene Ontology annotation, molecular function: sterol binding; protein binding. The transcript is spliced from 23 exons. The coding region runs from base 181 to 3264 and encodes 1027 amino acids. The record is from RefSeq and is a predicted model, not a curated record. Gene Ontology annotation, cellular component: cytosol; intracellular membrane-bounded organelle; membrane.